Messenger RNA from Lacerta agilis (Sand lizard), 1123 nucleotides. It is a transcript of the gene TMEM114, whose product is annotated as transmembrane protein 114. Gene Ontology annotation, cellular component: apical plasma membrane. Lineage: Eukaryota; Metazoa; Chordata; Lepidosauria; Squamata; Lacertidae. The coding region runs from base 435 to 1070 and encodes 211 amino acids. The record is from RefSeq and is a predicted model, not a curated record. The transcript has 4 exons.
GGAUAAUUAUUGCCUGAACAAGAAGCCGUUUGGUACUUUGAUGGGCUAGAGUGGGCUCCUUCAACCAUGCGCUGUGCAUGUUUACUCAUUUGGAGGGUGAUUGGGUGAAGUGCAAAGAGGGGGAGGGCAACGACUAUCAUAAGUAUCUCUUAUUCAAAAGCGGGAACCAACUGGCUAUGACUUUCCAUGCUGGGAGGAAAAGACAGAGUAAAUAAAGGGAGAGAAGGACAGAUUGGAGGCAGGGUUUAAUUAAUUACGUAUGGAUUUUCCUGACCACCAGGCUGUUAUUACCGCCGUUUGGACUGCAAUUCAUCUGUUGGGCACCCAGAGAAUCAUAUCCAGAGGACCAGCUUGUGAUCAAGGGAUGAAAACAGUGGUUCAGUUCUUUCAGUCUUAGGACCAAGGCAGCAGGUGGCAGCCAGAAGAACAUUGCCAUGAAAGUCACACUGAACGCCAUCUCCCUCUUGGCAGCCUUUGCUGGCGUGGUCAGUUUCAGCUUCCUGGUGGUGGCUAUCAGCACUGACUUUUGGUACCUUAUUGAUGCUUCUAAGCUGCAGGAGCUCAUGAACCACACAGACAGCCUGAACUCCCACUUAGGGCUCUGGAGGGCAUGCCCAGUUAAUAGUGACUGUUUCCAUUUGGCAAACCCCUUUAAGCAUGACAUAUCAAAUAUCACCACAUCACACAAGCAACUCUUAAAUAUGCAUGGGGCAGUUUUGAUCCUGCUACCUCUCAGCCUCAUCUUGUUCAUCUUUGGAGCAAUGACGGGCUUCAUCAGUAUCCUUGCACAGGCUUACUUCCUCCUCGUGUUCACUGGCCUCCUCUUUCUCUUUGGAGCUCUCAUCACACUGGCCGGGAUCAGCAUCUGCAUCGCCUUCUUUCCCGCAGGCUUCAGGGAAGCCAUAUUCCUCAUGGGAAAGAAGAACCUUCUGGACAUUAUCAACAUCCAGUUUGGCUGGUCUCUGGCCUUUGCCUGGCUUUCCUUGGCUGCCGAGAUCCUCACUGGGCUAGCUUUCCUCCUGAUGGCCAGGAUGGUGGAUUUGAAGCAAAGGCAGGAUUGCACCUUAUGAGGUUACCAAACACCGCAGCCCAUCUGGGUCAGUUGGUUUUGACACCACCAGGU